Molecule: messenger RNA, 1182 nt
Organism: Carica papaya (papaya)
Lineage: Eukaryota; Viridiplantae; Streptophyta; Magnoliopsida; Brassicales; Caricaceae
Source: RefSeq, a predicted model, not a curated record
CCCAAAGUUGUGAAGACAUGACGAGAUCAUACCUGGAUGCAAGGUGAUAUUCCCGCAGAAUCUCGCAAGGGUGUUCCUUAUGUUGGAGGACAAGAUAAAGUUGCAGCCUGUGCAAAGCACUUUGUGGGUGAUGGUGGCACCACAAAGGGCAUUGAUGAGAACAACACUGUUAUAGACUGGCAAGGUCUCAUGAGCAUACACAUGCCUGCCUACUACGACUCCAUUAUCAAGGGUGUGUCUACUGUCAUGGUCUCGUAUUCCAGCUUGAAUGGCAAGAAGAUGCACGCCAACCAUGAUCUUGUUACCAAUUUUCUCAAGAACACUCUUAAUUUCAGGGGCUUUGUCAUCUCUGAUUGGCAGGGUAUUGAUCGGAUCGUUUACCCUGAGCAUGCAAAUUUCUCACAUUCAGUCAUGCUAGGCCUUCAUGCCGGAAUCGAUAUGGUCAUGGUUCCUUACAAUUACACCGAGUUCAUUGAUAUUGUUACAAAGCUUGUUGAGGAUAAACUCAUUCCUAUGAGCCGAAUUGAUGAUGCUGUUAAGAGAAUUUUGAGGGUCAAAUUCACGAUGGGAUUAUUUGAGAAACCAUUGGCUGAUGAAACCUAUGUAGAUCAGAUUGGAAGCCAGGCCCACAGGGACUUGGCAAGAGAAGCAGUUAGGAAGUCUCUUGUUCUUCUAAAGAAUGGAGAAAAUGCAGAUGAGCCUGUACUGCCAUUGCCAAAGAAUGCAUCAAGAAUCCUUGUUGCAGGAACUCAUGCCAACAAUUUGGGCUAUCAGUGUGGAGGAUGGACCAUCACCUGGCAAGGUCUUAAAGGCAACAACAUCACUGCUGGAACCACCAUCCUGAAUGGUAUCUCAGCAGCUGUAGACCCAAGCACAGAGAUCAUGUUUAGCGAGAACCCAGAUGCAAAUUUUGUGAUUGCCAACAACUUCUCCUACGCUAUAGUUGUGGUUGGUGAACAGCCAUACGCAGAGAUGUACGGCGACAACACCAACUUGACGAUACCAGAGCCAUGUCCAAGCAUCGUCAACAAUGUUUGCAAUGAAGUGAAGUGUGUAGUAGUGAUUGUUUCUGGUAGGCCAUUAGUGGUGGAGCCAUAUGCUGGUCAAAUAGAUGCACUUGUUGCUGUAUCUCAAAAAGUAAUGGAAGCGUGCAAAGGUUUUCUCGAACUGGACGGAGAUUGA